CGCGUGAGCUUUCCACUGGCUCAGUCCAAAGCCAUCUUUGCAUUGUUUCCUGCGUUUUUGCUCGGGCUGCUCGUGGGGGUUUUAUUUUGCCGCCGCCGCCGCCUGUCCCUCAAGCUUCUGUGCUUCCUACCUUUUCCCCCCAGGCGCGCACCGUCGGACUUGUACGCUCCUCGGGGCUUAUUUUUGUAUCUGAGCUCUUUUCUAGACCCCGCGCAACUCCCAACCCAGCCAUGUCAGACACAGCCGUGGAUACCAGUUCCGAGAUCUCCACCAAGGACUUGAAAGAGAAGAAGGAAGUUGUUGAAGAGACAGAAAACGGCAGAGAUGCACCGGCCAAUGGCAAUGCCGAGAACGAGGAAAAUGGGGAGCAGGAAGCAGAGAACGAGGUAGAUGACGAAGAGGAAGAAGUUGGCGAGGACGAGGAGGACGAGGAAGAAGGUGAGGAAGAAGAUGGCGAUGAGGAUGAUGAAGCUGAGGGCCCCACAGGCAAGCGAGCAGCUGAGGACGAUGAGGAUGACGACGUCGACCCUAAGAAGCAGAAAACUGACGAAGAUGAUUAGAAAGCAGAGUAAUUAAAAGAAAACACACAUUUUUUUUAAACUUAAGAGAAAAAAUUUUUUAAAGGCCAGCGUGACCGACUUCACCUUUGAAACUCCUGUUGCAAAACAUGCCCCCUCCUCCUUCCCCCUCGCUGCCCCCUUUUUUUGCUGUGGUCACCUUCGUCAAGUAGAGCAGGGGAAAAGCCCUGCCAAAGGCAGCCUUCUGCUGUCCUUGGCCCAACUCUGAGUGAAACGAAAGUGAAAGUCUCGCCUCCUCCACCUGUCGCGCCACCUUUGGGGGGGAGGCAUGGGGGGGUGGAGUGCAGCCGCACCCUGUCACCCCCACCCCUCCCCCCUCUUCCCCUCCCCGAAAACUUCAAGGCCCAGCUUGCUUUCCUAAAAGUAACUUUAAAGGAGAAUUUGUUUGUAUUUUUUAUUUACAUUUUAUAUUUUUGUACAUAUUGUGAUGAGGUCAGCCAUUUUUAACGCGAUCUCUGAUUGACCAAAAGGGGGGCUUUGAAGUGUGGUGUUUUUGUUUUGAUUUUCUCUCUUGCUCUCUCCCUCCGUCCCUAAAAACAAACGAGACAAAAUUUCUUGACUUUACUUGUGGUGUGACCAUGUCCAAACCAUUAUCAAAGGAGAAGAAAAAAAAAACUUGUAAAAAAAAAUUUUUUUUUUUCAAAAACGCAAAAAAAAGUCCAAUCUUUAUUCUGAGCAUUCCAAUAACUCUCUUCUGUGUAUGUACUUUAGCUGUACCAUAAAUAGUGAGUUUGUAUGAGAUGGCAAGGCCAAAGAUAAAAAAGGGUUUUUCUUUUUUUCCUUUUUUUUUUUCCUUUUUUUCUUUUUUGUCUAUGAAGUUGCUGUUAAUUUUUUUUUUGGCCUGUUUGAUGUAUGUGUGAAAACAAUGUUGUCCAACAAUAAACCGGAAUUUUAUUUUGCUGAGUUGUUCUAACGAA
This is a messenger RNA of Rhineura floridana, 1495 nucleotides long. It is a transcript of the gene PTMA, whose product is annotated as prothymosin alpha. Gene Ontology annotation, biological process: positive regulation of transcription by RNA polymerase II; negative regulation of apoptotic process. The transcript has 5 exons. Lineage: Eukaryota; Metazoa; Chordata; Lepidosauria; Squamata; Rhineuridae. Gene Ontology annotation, cellular component: nucleus. Gene Ontology annotation, molecular function: histone binding. The coding region runs from base 231 to 560 and encodes 109 amino acids. The record is from RefSeq and is a predicted model, not a curated record.